Sphenostylis stenocarpa is the source of this 159-nucleotide messenger RNA. The record is from the annotation of a GenBank genome assembly. Lineage: Eukaryota; Viridiplantae; Streptophyta; Magnoliopsida; Fabales; Fabaceae.
AUGGCUGAGUGCAGCGACUUCCAGCAUUUUUGUCAGUAUACACAUAAGGAGACUAACAAAGUAUCAGGUGGGUUUCACCUAAUAAUGUCAUGGCUGAAGUGUUGUAGUGUAGAUGUCUCAGUCUUUGCACAUAAAGCUCCUAUUAUAACAAGUGAGUGA